Messenger RNA from Capra hircus (goat), 2644 nucleotides. It is a transcript of the gene PPEF2, whose product is annotated as protein phosphatase with EF-hand domain 2. The transcript has 16 exons. NCBI's taxonomy places the organism in Eukaryota, Metazoa, Chordata, Mammalia, Artiodactyla, Bovidae. Gene Ontology annotation, biological process: detection of stimulus involved in sensory perception; negative regulation of MAPK cascade. Gene Ontology annotation, cellular component: cytosol; nucleus. The record is from RefSeq and is a predicted model, not a curated record. Gene Ontology annotation, molecular function: Hsp90 protein binding; manganese ion binding; iron ion binding. Bases 129 to 2387 code for a protein of 752 amino acids.
UUUCUCUACCUGAACUAAUAUUCUACCCAAAUCUCCCUGUUGCAGGUUCCCUCUUCCUUUUGUCAGCAAACAAUUCACUCUCCCUUGGACCUGCUAUCUGUGUCCUGCAGAAACAUCACACUUAAGUUAUGGGAAGCGGCACCUCAACCCAACACCAUUUUGCUUUCCAGAAUGCAGAGAAAGCCUUCAGGGCAGCGGCCCUGAUCCAGAGGUGGUACCGGCGCUACGUGGCCCGCCUGGAGAUGAGGCGGCGCUGCACCUGGAGCAUCUUCCAGUCCAUCGAGUACGCCGGGCAGCAAGACCAGGUCAAGCUCCACAAUUUCUUCAGCUACCUUGUGGAUCACUUCACCCCCAGCAGUCACAACGAGAGGGACUUCCUGAACCGCGUGUUCACUGAGGAGCAAUCCCCCCAGGCCUCCGAAAUGCAGAACAGCGGUGACUAUGAAUCCAUCGAGGUACCGGACAGUUACACAGGGCCACGCCUCUCCUUCCCGCUCCUUCCUGACCAUGCAACUGCCCUGGUGGAAGCUUUCAGACGGAAACAAAGGCUCCAUGCUCGGUAUGUCUUGAAUCUUUUGCAUGAAGCCAGGAAACACCUGGUACAACUGCCGAACAUCAACCGGGUCUCCACUUGUUACAGCGAAGAAAUCACAGUGUGUGGAGAUUUACAUGGCCAGUUGGAUGACUUAAUAUUUAUAUUUUAUAAGAACGGCCUCCCAUCACCAGAGCGGGCCUAUGUGUUCAAUGGCGACUUUGUGGACCGAGGGAAGGAUUCAGUCGAGAUCCUAAUGGUUCUCUUUGCCUUCAUGUUGGUUUACCCAAAAGAGUUCCAUCUUAACCGAGGAAACCAUGAGGACCAUAUUGUGAACUUACGAUAUGGUUUUACCAAGGAAGUGAUGCAUAAAUAUAAGAUACAUGGCAAGAAAAUACUAAAACUGCUGCAAGAUGUGUUCUGCUGGCUUCCACUGGCCACUCUGGUUGAUGAGAAAGUCCUGAUUCUUCAUGGUGGAGUGUCAGACAGGACUGACUUGGAGCUCCUGGCUAAACUAGACAGGCACAAGAUUGUUUCCACCAUGAGAUACAAAACAAGAAAGAAUAAGAAACAGGCGGAGGAGAAGGGAAACGCCAACCAGACGGGAUCUGCCGGGAGACCCUCCCCGUGGUUUCUCCCCCAAAGCCGCUCUCUGCCCUCCUCGCCCCUCCGCCCCAGCACCCACAAGGCCCACAGAGCCGGGCGCUCCUCCAGCGUCCCCUGCGGCGUCCCCCUGGACCCCAAGGAGCUCUCCCGCCGGGUGCGGCACUCCGUGGACCUGGAGCUGGAGAGGUGCCGGCAGCAAGCGGGCUUCCCGGCGAUCAAGGAGAAGGAGGAGCCCUCGUCCUCGGAGUCAGAAGUGGACUCAGAUGCGGAGGAGCCGCCGCAACCCACGCCGGAGGAGUGGAGGCAGGUGGUGGAUAUACUGUGGAGUGACCCCAUGGCUCAGGAGGGCUGCAGGGCCAACACCGUUCGAGGAGGCGGCUGUUAUUUUGGGCCUAAUGUGACAGAGCAGUUGCUACAGAAGUACAACCUGCAGUUCCUGAUCCGCUCACACGAGUGCAAACCUGAAGGCUAUGAAUUCUGCCACAGUCGCAAGGUGUUAACCAUCUUCUCUGCCUCCAACUACUACGAAGUUGGCAGCAACAGAGGAGCCUAUGUCAAACUGGGGCCAGACUUGACCCCACACAUCAUGCAGUUUCAAGCUAACAAGGCAACCCACACGCUUACCAUGAGGCAAAGGAUUAGCAGAGUGGAGGAGUCAGCUCUGAGAGCCCUACGGGAGAAGUUAUUUGCCCAUUCCUCAGAUAUUCUUGUUGAAUUUAAGAAGCAUGAUAAAGAUGAAACUGGUCUAAUCACCCUGAGCGACUGGGCUGCAGCCGUGGAGUCUGUGCUGCACCUGGGACUGCCCUGGCGGAUGCUGAGGCCACAGCUGGUGAGCAGCUUGACGGAUAACAAGCUGGCAUACAAGUCCUGGCUGGAGAACUUGGCCAAAGAAAAACUGAGCCAACAGAACAUACAGUCGAGUUUGCUGGAAACACUGUAUCGCAACCGGUCCAACCUGGAGACCAUUUUUAGGAUCAUAGACAGUGAUCACUCAGGGUCCAUCUCACUGGACGAGUUCAGGCAUACUUGGAAGCUAUUCAGCUCUCAUAUGAACAUUGACAUCACAGACAACUGCAUCUGUGACCUUGCCCGGAGCAUUGACUUCAACAAGGAUGGCCACAUUGACAUCAAUGAAUUCCUGGAGGCCUUCCGCCUUGUGGAGCAGUCCUGCUCAGGGGGUGAUGUCUCAGAUUGCCCACAAGUCACAAACAGUAGUAACAGUGACUGCAGCAGCCCAGGUGCACACUAAGGCCAGCUUUGUCCUCAUCGUCCAAGGUGCCUCAGAAGCAAUGCCGAGCUUGUUGCUGGAAUGUCUCCCUUAUUCUCCAUAAGUUCAUGGAACUUUAUGCUGAGAAUCUGCCUACCAGUAUGCAACAGAAUCACCUGUGUAUUCAGGUGAAUUCUACCAAAGAACUUUUUACCAAUCUUUCUCAAACUUUUCCAAAAGACUGAAGAGGGAACACUCCUAAAGAUUAUUCUAUGAAACCACCAUCACCCUGAUACCAA